AUGGAGGAUGAUGAAGAUGAUGCGAGUGGCUGGCCAGAUUUGUAUGCCAGCCCGUUGGUAUAUCCUCCAUGGACGCACCCGGCGUUCGAGGAAGCCACACAGGCAGCACAUGCAGCACAUUUCCAGCAUAUCCAGCAACAGCAGGCUCGACAAUGGAAUCAGCAUCAUGGGCAAGCUCAACAGCAACCACAGCAGUCACACCAGUAUCAAAUUCAUCGCCAACAACAGUCAGAUCCGACCAUCCAGGCGGACACGCACUUCGGACUCGACCAAUCCUACUACCAACAGUUGGGAAAUCGGGAGCACAUGAAGCAGCCUGCGAGUAUCCCACAAGAGGUCAUGAAUCAAGGCUUUGUGAGACCAUCAGACAUUGGUCUAUCUCCUCGACACCACCAGGCAAAUUCACGGAGAAAUGCCACAUCGCACGGACAUGGCUAUACGCCAGCCGAUGCUAUGCAGGUUUCAAGGCCAGUGAAGACUCAGAGAGUUGUUCAGAGUUCCUCUGCUUCACAAAUAUCUUCAUUUCCGACUCCGCAGCCUGAGCGGACCAUCAUACAGGCAAAUAAGCCCCCACUCCCACGUCGUCCGUAUGGGGGUCAUCAAAACCAGGCCUGGCAUUCCGUGCAACCUACAAACCAUCCCGGGUCAGCUUCUACUUCUGCACCGCCUGAAGAACACCGACCCUUAUCCAUUGGAGCCACUGGGACUCACGCGAGAGGUUUAAACACGCCCACAGGUCGGACCUCACUUGGCUCUCAACUCACGAGCCAGACACAACCUCAUGCGACGAAGCCUUCUAUGGGAGUCUUUCACCAUCCAUCCCAGAAACCGGUGGUCCCCACUUCGUACUAUGUAAACUCAGGCCCACCUGUGCAUCGUAUCGCAAGUUUGGCACCAAACCCGCUACAUAAACCACCCUCACAGCCCCGGCAAAUAGCUCCUGGUCCAUCGGGUCACACUUCCCUUGAUAAAUAUUACAGGAUCUUCCGGAGAGUUGUGCCACCCACAGUAACUCAUGGGCUGCCUUCGGUGUUUCCCAAAAUUCAGUCCAAACAUUCAGGUAUUGGGCAGGCUCAACAGCCUCGAAGCUCGCCGGGCAUCACGCAAGGUCAACAGCCUCCAAAAAAGAUGCGGAAACUUGACGAUGGCACCAAUCAUACAAGCCGCCAAAUCAAAGGGAAUUAUGGGCCACGAACGAAGAAGGCAUCCUUGAAUCUGCUUCGGGGUCAAGUCAGCAUCGCUGAGCCCAUAAAAGUCGAUCAGAGGGACUUGAAAGAAAGCUAUGAUGUGGCGACAAUCGCUCGAGAUGUCAUGAUUGUUGCUGGAAAGCAUCCAUCUGAAAAGACUCUUAAUCAUCAUCUUUUUGUCAUUCACAAGUUGAUACCGGCUGUGGACUAUUCGGCAAACUUGGCGACACUUCGCUGGGAUGUUAUUGAUCCGCUCAUACAUUCAGAUCGCCAAUCACCACGUGACCCGCUGCCCCACAACCCUUCUACGCGUCCACCUGCCGAUACAAUGGACGCGACCGCAUCAUCAUUUCACUCUAAUCCUCUCCCACGCCAGCCUUCUCAGCUACCUUCCGUACCUCAGGAUAAUUCCUAUCAUCCCAAUCCUUCUUCAUCAAUUUCAGCUCCACCUCCACCUCCACCUCCACCUUCGGUACCUUGCUCCCGUGAGGCUACACCGGCCUCAACAAAACCUAAAGCAGCAACGGGGACGCCAAUCGGGACGCCAAUCGGGAAACCAAUCGGGAAACCAAUCGGGAAGCUAAACGAGACGCCAGUCGAGACUCUGAAGGUCGGGUUGAGCCCAUGUUCGCAGAAAAAGGAAUCCUCGGUGUCUCUGCAAUUUAAAUCACCUGGCAAAUUGGCACGAACCAGAGAAUAUUCCCAACCGCAAGUUGUCAUCUAUUCGUCCCCGCAGAAAAUGCCUCCUUUGAAAAGAAGAGUGGGCCGCCCUAAGAUUGUCGAUGCUAUGGAUGGAAUUACGGAUGACGCUGUGGAUCAGUCUAGUGAAGAAAAGGUCGAUAGCAGUUCCGUGGAAUCUUCAACCUCCAAAGAGCAACACAGGGAGUAUCCAGUAUUCAAGUGUCUUUGGGGGGAUUGUCAAAGAGAGCCUCACAGUCUUCUCUUGCUUCAGCGGCAUGUGCUGAAAUUCCAUGUCCCAAACGAUAUCUAUUGUCGCUGGGCCGGGUGCGAUGUCAAAACCGGAAUGUCAUUUGUGCCUAUGUGGUCCCAUAUGCGAGACAGCCAUAUCAAGGAUUACGCGUGGAGUCUGGGAGAUGGUCCUUCGGUGCCUUCACCUGGUGAUGAAUCAAAAUUGCCUAAGGUUGACCAGUUCGAUCUCUUUGAUCGGCAUGCGCGUGCAGGGACCGUGAUACUCCCUGCUGAUCCCAGCGUGGUUGACGCUUUCAGCCGAAGUCAUGGCAUCCACAACUCCAAGCAGAAGGCGGAUAUUGUCAAGAAUGGAGGAAUUCGCUGGAAGGAGACGGUUGGACCUGAUCUUGAUAUCUUCGAUCGCCCACUCUCCACCCCUGCACGUCAGGCUUCGAGUGACCUUACCGAGAGGGCAUGGACUCCAUCUGAUCCUGCACCAGUGUCCCCCGGGGACAACACUGCUACUAGCAGCGACGACUCUUGA
Messenger RNA from Penicillium verhagenii, 2640 nucleotides. RefSeq names its product putative C2H2 finger domain protein. NCBI's taxonomy places the organism in Eukaryota, Fungi, Ascomycota, Eurotiomycetes, Eurotiales, Aspergillaceae. The record is from RefSeq and is a predicted model, not a curated record. The coding region runs from base 1 to 2640 and encodes 879 amino acids. The transcript has 2 exons.